This is a messenger RNA of Doryrhamphus excisus (bluestripe pipefish), 2039 nucleotides long. RefSeq names its product protein phosphatase 1, regulatory subunit 27b (gene ppp1r27b). Gene Ontology annotation, molecular function: phosphatase binding. Lineage: Eukaryota; Metazoa; Chordata; Actinopteri; Syngnathiformes; Syngnathidae. The record is from RefSeq and is a predicted model, not a curated record.
UUGUUGCGCAUGCGCAGUGAAUUAAUUACCCCAAUUCAGUUUGAGUGAAUUCCCCAAAUCAAGUAUAACGAAUCAGUCAAAGGAAUGGAGGUUCCCACCAUUGACUGGCCCACAGCUAAACUAUUCACUCGCUUUAACACCUAUGGACAUCUUGACCCCUACACAACGCACUUCAAGUGUGUUAAACUGUGUCCUGUACAGCUUUGGACGAACUCGUCAAGUCCCUAAGUGACAUACAGGAGACAUUUUGGAGUGAUCGUCAUGUCCCAGGAUUGGCUUCCCCAAAAUGGCAGCGUGUCAGGUCAGCAAACUCAUUUCCAAAAGCUUAUUUAUUCCAUUAAUGCGUUGAUGGGACACCGAAUAUUCUUGUAAAGUAUAAGUUCAUUUUUAUCAAGUAUACUUGGGGCUAAGUAUACAAAUAUACGACAGACCAUGUACUUUUAGUAUACUAAUGUAAUACAUCUUCGGAUUAAUUGGAACAUUUUAAGUUUAUAAAAAGUAUACUUUCGUAUACUACAGACCAUGUACUUUCAGUGUACUAGUUCUCAAUUUAAAUGCAAUCAGUAAAAACUCUUCUAAAAGGAUUACAUACAGACCCCAGUCAAUUAGAUUGAAUAAGGUGAGUAGUGGUCCCGCCCCAUUAAUUCAGAAGCACUGCUUUACAAGACUAUUACUCAAGUAGAAGGUAGUCAUCCAUUUUUUAUGGGUUAAUUAGUCAAUAACUGUGAAUGCUAAGACAACAUUCAUGGAGGAGUUGUUGAUUUCAUGCGAGAAGAGCCACAUCAUGCAUCUGAACGUAUGUGACCCAGGAGUCUCCUUAAGUUGCCUUCACUAGGAUCCUCCCUCCCCCUGCUGAGGAGGUGAAGAUUUGUGGGGGUGAAACGGUCAUGGCUCGUGACCACCGAAGGGAGGCACCCUGACAUGAGGGGGCCACUCGUGUGGGGUGUCCCAAAAUAGCCUGACUGAGAGUAUAAAGAGGUGUAAGGGCAGGUCUGGCUUCCAAAGGAGCAGCUCCACACUUUGAGUCACACAGAGAACGCGUGAGGAAGAAACCAUCAAGGGUGACAAACCUUCUCCAUUUGGACUGACAUACAAGGAUGAAGUACUACCGCUACCCCGUGUCUCAGACUCUGGGACUCAGAUCUUACACCCAGGACAAGUACAGAAGUUCGGUAUCGCAGAAGCCCCCCCGCAAUGUCCACUUCCCCCACGACGUCGUCUUCCAAGACUUUGUACGGCACGGCGAGUUGGAGCGGAUCGGACGCUUCAUCCGCGCCAGAAGAGUCAGCCUGGACACCAUCUACCACUCUGGUAUGGCGGCCAUCCAUGAGGCAGUGCUUUCUGGGAACCUGGAGUGUGUGGAGCUGCUGGUCCACUAUGGAGCAGACAUCCACCAGAGAGACGAGGAAGGGUGGACGCCACUUCACAUGGCUUGCAGCGACGGAUUCCCUCACAUUGCACGCUACCUCCUCUCCAUUGGCGCCGACCCAAAUCUGGAAAAUGACAGCGGGGAGAAACCAGCUGACCUCAUCGAUCCAGACAACAAGGAACUGCUGGACCUCUUCGGCCCAGUCGACGACUGACAACCUCUGGGUUUCCAUCGCUCGACUGUUCUGCUGAGAAGGACGAGGAAGGCCGGAUGAGUUCGGCAUCUUGAAGCGGAGAGCUGCCUCAACUAUGGAGGUGACGGUGGACCCCUGAAGGACCCCAGAGCGGACUGGUUCCUCACAUGGACCUCCAGGAUGCCUUUCAAUGAACACUGGCCGUAUUUGACGUGAGACCGGCAGGAGGACAAGACACAGCUUGGGCCUCAAAUGGAAAACUGUGUACUACUUGUCAGCGUGAACGCACUCAAAAAGACCAAGUAUGGAAGUGCGCCAGUUGAAACACCUAGCAUCUGCAUAAGCAUUCAAGUAAAAGCUCAAUGAAACUUUUGAAUAGAUUCUAGCAUUCAGCAAACUAAUAACUGGACAGAUGUGACGUGAUGUGUAAAGUUUUGUUUUUAUGAUUUAUUUUUGUACUUUUACAAAUAAACUGUA